AAAAACGAGACAAGCUUCAGGAACUUGUUUGUUGUACUAAACUUGUGUUGGUGAAUUCACAGCUGACUUUUAGUCAAAGUGCGUCGUAGUAGUUGAUAAAUAGAAUACGAAAUAACGAAAUGAGCUUGACACCCAAGUCAUUCAAAGAAAAGCGAUCAUUUGCACAACGAGUAGCUGAUGUGGAAUUAAUUCGUGAACGUCAUCCAAAUAAAAUACCUAUUAUUGUUGAACGUUACUACGGUGAAAGACAAUUACCAUUAUUAGAUAAAUCUAAAUUUUUAGUGCCAGACCAUUUAACUGUGGCUGAAUUAAUUAAAAUUAUAAGACGAAGAUUACAAUUACAUCCAACACAGGCAUUUUUUGUGCUUGUCAAUCAAAGGAGUAUGGCUAGCGGAAGUCUGACAAUGGCACAACUGUAUCAACGAGAAAAAGAUGAAGAUGGAUUUUUGUAUAUGGUUUUUGCGAGCCAAGAAGUCUUUGGAUGUUAGUUUUUAAAAUUUAUCUAAUAAUAUUGAUCUAGAUGAUCAUGACAAUUUUACGUGAUAUUAUCGUUAAAAACCAAUAGAAAUUAACGGUUAGAAAAAAGAGGAAGGAAAAAUAAUAAACGAAGAUGUUUAAGCGUAAAAAAAUUAACUUUUUAAAUUAUUCGUGGUACAAAAUUGUUGUGGUGCUUUUUUUGAUGGCUAAUAAUAAUAAUGAAGGAUGAAUGGGUUCAAAAACGAGUGUAUGUUCAAUUGAUACAAAUAAAUCUAUAUCGUUGCAAUCAUCAUCAUAAGUAAUUAAUAUUAUAUUAUAUUAUAAUAUAAUAUAAUAACAACAUUAAAUUCAAAUAUUGAUCUUUAAAAGAAAUUACCUUCGUAAGUGUGUAAGGUAGUCUGAUACUAGGAUAAUAAUUAAAUAAAAUAAUUAAAAUCUUGAUUAAACAAUUAAGAAUUAGUGUGAUUCACAACUGAAACAAUUCUAUGCUUUCUUCACAAGAUAAUUUAUCACAAAUAUACUAUAUAAAUACAAUAAAUAUAUAUCUAUAUAUAUUGAUGAUUUAAAUUGAUCAAAAUAAUAUAAAAAAUAUUUACAAUAAAUAAUAAAUAAUAAAUGAAAACUCAUAAUAUAGAGUUUGAAAAUAACGAAAUCGUCCAGCAAUUAAAUCGAUUUCAUUUUUUUUAUAAUUUUUAAUAAAACAAAUCUAUUUAUCAAUACAUUUAAAUUAUACCGUUUAAAUGAAAAUUCAUUGAACAAUAAACAGAGGCUCUGAUUAUUUUUUUUGCCAAACUUUUCGA
Molecule: messenger RNA, 1277 nt
Organism: Microplitis mediator
Lineage: Eukaryota; Metazoa; Arthropoda; Insecta; Hymenoptera; Braconidae
Product: microtubule-associated proteins 1A/1B light chain 3A-like
Exons: 4
Coding region: 120-488 (122 amino acids)
Biological process (GO): macroautophagy; autophagosome assembly; autophagy of mitochondrion
Cellular component (GO): autophagosome membrane; autophagosome; cytosol
Molecular function (GO): ubiquitin protein ligase binding
Source: RefSeq, a predicted model, not a curated record